CGAUGUGCUUGAGAGCGAGUGAUUGAUCAAUGUUGAUCAUUUUUAUUCAGAUUAAGCUCUUCUCUCUUGAUUUGUGAUUCUUAAGCUCUGUAUUACAUUCUCAGCAAUUCUAAUUGAAUAUAGAAGCAUCAUUCAGUGAUUCCGUUAGAUCCUUUCAGAAUCUAUCACAAAGAGUAUAUAAAUUCACUCUCUUCUCAUCAAAUUAAUAAGGAUAUUCCCCAAACUCAUCGUAUUAACUCUUAAGUAAGGCUCAUACAUACCAUACCACCCUUUUAUUGGAUUAUUUGUUUCUUCAAAAUCUCUCAACACAAAAAGGAGAAAAAUGGGAGGCUCCAUUCUCUUCCUCCUCCUCGCAGUCGUCUUCCUCUUCUCCUCAUCUGCAGACGCCUGCGACCGAUGUCUUCACCACUCUAAGGCAUCUUAUUUCUCCUCUGCCUCUGCUCUCUCCUCCGGAGCUUGUGCCUAUGGCUCUAUGGCUACGGGUUUCUUCGCCGGUCACAUUGCGGCGGCAAUGCCUUCCAUUUACAAAGACGGCGCCGGUUGCGGAGCUUGCUUCCAGGUCAGAUGCAAGAACCCUACCCUUUGUAGCAGCAAAGGAACCACCGUGAUGGUCACUGACCUCAACAAGAGAAACCAAACCGAUCUUGUCCUCAGCAGCAGGGCCUUCAGGGCAAUGGCUAAGCCCGUUGUUGGCGCCGACACAGAUCUCCUCAAACAGGGCAUUCUCGACAUUGAGUACCAGAGAGUUCCUUGCGAUUACGGGAACAAGAAGAUGAGCGUGAGAGUGGAGGAAUCUAGCAAAAAGCCUAACUACUUGGCCAUAAAGCUUUUGUACCAAGGAGGCCAAACCGAAGUGGUAGCCAUCGACAUUGCUCAAGUGGGUUCGUCACAUUGGAGUUACAUGACCAGAAGCCACGGAGCUGUGUGGGUUACUGACAAAGUUCCCACCGGAGCUCUGCAAUUUAAGUUCGUGGUGACGGCAGGCUACGACGGCAAGAUGGUCUGGUCGCAGAGGGUUCUUCCUUCCAACUGGGAAGCUGGGAAGACCUAUGACGCCGGUGUUCAGAUCACCGACAUUGCUCAGGAAGGUUGUGAUCCAUGCGACCAUCACAUUUGGACCUGACUUACUACUCCAUUCCCCUUUUUAUGAUGUGUAACAGAACAGAACAGAACAGAACAGACUUGUUUAUUAACUGAGAGGAAGAACCAACAACAGGAAUGCAUAAUCUCAAGAUUCUAUUAUAUAAUUUAAGUCUCUUUAAACAAGAAAGCUAAAGAAAGGGAUAUGUGUAUGUACAGAAGGUCUAUUAAUAACAAUAUGUACACCAUUCUUUCUA
Messenger RNA from Camelina sativa (false flax), 1337 nucleotides. RefSeq names its product expansin-like A2. Gene Ontology annotation, biological process: sexual reproduction. Lineage: Eukaryota; Viridiplantae; Streptophyta; Magnoliopsida; Brassicales; Brassicaceae. Gene Ontology annotation, cellular component: extracellular region; plasmodesma; plant-type cell wall. The record is from RefSeq and is a predicted model, not a curated record.